UCUCAGCCGAGUGUUCUUCUCCAACACUGCUGUCAUUUACAAGAAGAUCAAGGUACAAAGAAGACGGGAAGAUCAUUUAAAAGUGUAACGCUCACUGCAUGCCACUGCUGGAUGUGUAUUGCUCUUCAUUGUGUGUAUGUCUGUGGAGCUCAUCGGAUCUCGAGCGCAGGUGGCGGAUCAUUUACCGCAUUGAUCAGUUGAGCCGCGGAGAUCAGCAUCAGCAUCACUGAUUAUCGGUGUUAGAGUUUGUUCAGUGUAGUGAGCCGUACAGAAGCUUCCUGUCUGGAUCUCUGCCACCCUUCACCCCCCAGUUCUCCUCUGCCACAGUCCAGCACUCCACCAUCAUCACAGAUUUGACUCUUGAGACCAGCCAGCUCAGAUCAAGAUCCCACGGGGACUGAGACCCAUUGAGCACUUGUGCCCCAUCCAGCCCCCCCAGAGCCCCUCUAGGCACACAGGCACAGCCGCACUGUAGGACUGGCUGCUAGUCAUGAGUGAAUUCUGGUUGUGCUUCAACUGCUGUAUCGCCGAGCAGCCGCAACCGAAGAGGCGGAGACGUAUAGAUCGGAGUAUGAUCGGCGAGCCCACCAAUUUUGUCCACACAGCGCACGUAGGGUCUGGAGAUCUCUUCAGUGGCAUGAACUCUGUGAACUCAAUUCAGAAUCAAAUGCAGUCAAAGGGCGGGUACGGAGGAGAGGCCAUGCCUGUUAAUGUACAAAUGCAGUUGGUGGAUACAAAAGCAGGAUAAUUUGUUCUUGGAAGGGGUUCUGUGAUGUCACCGGUACCCCUCCAGCAUCUCUCCAUGUGCCCUCAGUGGAGACUUCACACCUCAAAAAACAGGACAGUUGCAAAUGGUAAAGAGGUUGUCCUGACUGUCAGACAGCAGGACCCCACAGCACUUCAAUGUUGUGUCUGACACUGCUCCAUAACAGAUGCUCGCAUGCCCCUCAAUACCCACCGGACUAGAUGUGCAAAGUGUGUUUCACUGCAUCCUCUGUUGUUUGCCAUCAACAGUUGCUCUUUCAUUGCGCAAAAAAUGUGGGUCUGGAACCAGUAGGAACAAUUAUUUUGGUUUGGUUCUGUUUUGUUUCCUCAUUUUGCCAUGAAAAGACUGCUUUGUAAUUUUAGUUUAAUAAUCAGUGUGGAGCUGACAACAGUGUUUGUAUAGAAGUGGCUAGCUACGCACAUGGGGUGCCAAACUGCUCAGUGCAAUGAAAUGACAAGAAGUACUUUCUGAUUUAAUGCGGACACAACGAAUGCCAUUUUUUUAUUAAGGAAAUGUGAUUGUUACCUUGCUGUUUACAAUGUUCCAAUUGCAAUCCUUGUUUUUUUCUGUUCUUGUGGUGAUGACUGCUGUGUCAAUGUUCGUACGUAACUUGAUGUAAAGAGACUCAAGCUAUAGAUACUGUAAAGAUAAUGUGUAAAAAAGACAAUUUAGUUUAGUUGUUCUAAAAGCUCUUUAUUGAUGUAUCUUCAAUUACGUGGGCAUUCAAUAAAUAAGGUAACAAGGCAUGUUAUUUAAGUAACCUAAUUACCUAUUUAAUCAAAAUAUCCCACCAUGUCUGAUUAGGUAGAGCGCUGCUUCCUCUCAAGGCCACACGACAGCACCACCUAUUGGACACAAUGUCCAGUUUCAAGAUGGCUAGACUCGUGAAAACUUGUUAAGAUGUUGAUUAAGUAUCAUAUAACGAAAAUGAAAAAUAGGCAGUCAUGUUACCUUAUUUAUUUCAAGGCCCCUAUAUGUCUUGUACUUAAACCUGGGGCCAUUCCACUCACUCUUGUCUACAGUUAUUGUAGCUUUGUUCAGUGGUUGUUUUUGAAUGUCUUCAUUCCCCCAGAAAGCAUGGCCAGCUUUAAGGGGGAAACUUCUGAUGCCCCUGUCUUGUCUGACAGCAUCAAGGAGCACUCCGCCCCCAGACUGACAGCAAAACGAUCAAUGUUUUAUAAAGUGCAAUAGCAUUUUAGUUGUUCUGUAUAUUGUGCUAUUCAGAGCCUGCAAUGUCAUUGUGAAUAAUAGCCAGAACAAAAUGUAGAAAUGUAAAAUCUUCAAAUAAUGACUUUUGUAUUUGAGAUAACUGCAAGUAAAUUACCAUGUAGGAUUUAAGAUAGAAUGCUAAAUGUAUUUGUGCUUAGGCCCAUUUAAACAUUUGUCUGUUUUUAAGUGCUUUAUGUUUGCAUAUACUUGCACUGUGUUUGUCAUGACCUACCCUUAAAGGGAUAGUUCACCAAAAAAUGAACAUACUCUCAUCAUUUUCUCACCCUGAUGCCAUCCCAGAUGUGUAUGACUUUCUUUCUUCUGCAGAACACAAAUGAAGAUUUUUAGAAAAAUAUCUCAGCUCUGUAGGUACAAGCAAAGCAAAUGAAUGGUGACCAGAACUCAAAAGGUCCAAAAAUUACAUAAAGGAAACAUAAAAGUAAUCCAUAUGACUCCAGUGUUUAAAUUAAGUCCCAAGUCAUUUUUACUCUAAAUCUCCACUUUCACAUUUACUUUCAGAUGUGAAAAUGAAACUAAACAGGCACCACAUGUGACUUUCAGAUGUAAAAGUGAAAGUGGAGAUUUUGAGUAAAAAAGGAUUUCAAUUUUGAUCUGUUUCUCACCCACACCUAUUAUAAUGCUUCUGAAGAUAUGGAUUUAACCACUGGAGCUGUACGGAUUACUUCUAUGUUUCUUUAUGUGAUUUUUGGAGCUACAAAAUUCUGGUCACCAUUCACUUGGAUUGUAUGGACCUACAGAGCUGAGAUAUUCUUCAAAAAACUUUG
This is a messenger RNA of Myxocyprinus asiaticus (Chinese sucker), 2760 nucleotides long. RefSeq names its product CDC42 small effector protein 2. Gene Ontology annotation, biological process: regulation of Rho protein signal transduction. The coding region runs from base 491 to 748 and encodes 85 amino acids. Lineage: Eukaryota; Metazoa; Chordata; Actinopteri; Cypriniformes; Catostomidae. Gene Ontology annotation, molecular function: small GTPase binding. The record is from RefSeq and is a predicted model, not a curated record. Gene Ontology annotation, cellular component: plasma membrane. The transcript has 5 exons.